AUGCAGCUCUGUUUCACCUUCAUCGACUUGAAGAAGGCCUUCGACUCAGUUGAGACGGAAGCGGUCGUGGAAGCCUUGGACAACCAAGGCGUCCCUACUCAGUACAUAAAGGGCGAUACAAUCUCACCCAAAAUAUUCACAGCCACCCUCGAGAACGCAAUGCGAAAGUUGGAAUGGGACGACAUGGGAGUGAAGUUUGAUGGUCGGCAGCUACACCAUUUGCGCUUUGCUGAUGAUAUCGUAUCGAUAACACCUAGCAUCAGCCAAGCGGAACGAGACGAUGUUCAUACGCAACGGAUGGGUCCCGGAUGCCCCAUUCUCGCUCAUCGGAGCGAUCAUAUCCGAAUGCAGCUAAGUUAUCUGGGUCGGGAAUUGAACAUGAAGAACGACCUAACCCGAGCUGGGCAGGAAGAGACGAGCGGCUUGGGAAGCAUAUAA
Molecule: messenger RNA, 438 nt
Organism: Necator americanus (New World hookworm)
Lineage: Eukaryota; Metazoa; Nematoda; Chromadorea; Rhabditida; Ancylostomatidae
Exons: 2
Coding region: 1-438 (145 amino acids)
Source: RefSeq, a predicted model, not a curated record